UUGUAAUUAGCAGAUGAUAAUUAUGAGGGUGAAGUGUUUGCACCUUCAUUUGGUGAUUAUUAAAGUGAAGAGAGCAGACAAAUACUGAGAUUUUAUACAUAUGACUUUGUACACGUUAUUCAUAGAAGGAGAUGGAAAAUAAUAAAUCUAUAGAAGACGAGGUUUGGUCCGAUGAAGAAGUUUAUCAUACAUUUACACAAGAGGAACUUUUAGGACCUGUGAUAGCAACGCAAACAAAAGACAAUGAUUCCGACACUACAGAUUCGGAAGAUAUUCCAUUAGCUGCUCUUGGCAGAAAAAAGAAGCAACCAGUUAAAAGGAAACUUAUCCAAAGUGAUAGUGAAUCAGAUCAUGAUGAUAGUGCUGAUGAUGAAAAUUAUGAUCCUAACAAAGAUGAGAUCAAUUCAACUGAUUCAGAAUUCAAUGUUAAGAAGGUGAAGACAAAAGAAAAGAGACGUGUGCUAAUGAACAAGCAAAGAGAAACUGCAUGGAAAAAGAAAACCAAGAAAUUGAAAAUUCGAAAGAAAAAUAAUAAAAGGAGAAUAAGUCAAAAGUGUACUUGCCAAGAAAUUGAGAGAUAAAAUAAUAUUGUUGCAAAACAGACGAAAGGUAGCCAGUGUAGCGGUUAAUAGAGCACAGAAAAUCAGCCAACAUAAUUGCACAAUCCAGGCUAUGAUCAGAAAAGCCCAUACAGGACGACUUGACACACUUCUUGCUUGUAAUGAGCUGCCCAGGGGAGCAUGUGAAAUCGCCACAUGCUUAUUAAAGAACACAUUAUCUGUCUGCCAUAGAAGCAAUGUCAAUGAAAUAAUAUAUUUUUCUGAUACAUGUGGAGGUCAAAAUCGGAAUCAGUACGUAACUGCGUCACUGUUGUAUACCAUAUCGCAAGUACCAAACCUGAAAGUCAUUAGCCACAAAUUUCUACUUUCAGGCCAGUCCCAAAUGGAAUGCGAUUCAGUCCAUUCAACCAUUGACCGUGCCAAAAAAGUAACGCCAGUGUAUGUUCCAUCCCAAUGGUGUACUUUAAUUUCUCUGGCAAGAAAAUCACAGCCAUAUGUAACUAUACCAAUGAAAUACAAUCAUGUAAUGGACUUCAAAGACUUUGUAAAGAUUCAUUGUACAAAUCUAAAAACAUCAGUCACUGGACAAAGAAUAAACUGGCUUAAGGUAAAGUGGAUACAAGUGCGAAGGGACAAUCAAAGAUCAGUAUUUGUGAACUACAGCUUUGACGUCAACCAAUUUCAGGAAAUUCAAGUACAGAAAACAACAAGAAAACAGAAAGGUGUUCAUAACACUUGGCCAACUUGUGAGUCAGAUUAAAAGCGUUGUUACGACACAAAACUGCCAAUAUCAAUUCAAUAGAAAACUGACCUUGUUAAUUUAUGCUCAAAAGAAAUCAUUCCUGAGGAGUUUCAUUCUUAUUACGAGUCCUUACCGACGAGCAGUAAGGAAAAGGAUUUUGUUCCUAUGGAGUCAGAUGAGGAAGAUACUGAUAUCGAGUGAAGAAUGUUGACAUUGUGGAUAUUACGGGUGCUGUACAUUUAUGUCAAAAACUGAAAUU
This is a messenger RNA of Dreissena polymorpha, 1561 nucleotides long. RefSeq lists its product as uncharacterized. NCBI's taxonomy places the organism in Eukaryota, Metazoa, Mollusca, Bivalvia, Myida, Dreissenidae. Bases 132 to 581 code for a protein of 149 amino acids. The transcript is spliced from 2 exons. The record is from RefSeq and is a predicted model, not a curated record.